UGGAACAAUUCAAGGAAAUAUAUCUUCUUCAUUCAUUUUUCAAUUGACUCCCCCUGUCACGCAAGAUGGCAACGAAGAAGUCCGUCCUAUCGACAAGCAAUGGCGCCCCACUGCCAAACCAUGGGCUCACGGCAUCGCAAACUGCGGGUCCGCAUGGACCCAUCGUCCUCCAAGACUUUGCCUUGCUCGACCACCUUGCCCACUUUGAUCGCGAACGAAUUCCCGAGCGCGUGGUGCACGCCAAGGGGGCUGGUGCGUUCGGGUACUUUGAAACGACGCACGACAUUUCGUCGGUGACAAGCGCAGCGCUGUUCUCUGCCGUGGGGAAGCGAACCCCCAUCGCCGUUCGGUUCUCGACCGUUGGAGGGGAGCAAGGGAGUGCCGACACCGUUCGCGAUCCCCGUGGGUUCGCCAUCAAGUUUUACACGGAGGAGGGAAACUGGGACUUGGUGGGCAACAACACGCCGAUCUUUUUCAUUCGCGACCCGAUUCUGUUCCCGAGCUUCAUCCACACGCAGAAGCGGCAUCCAUCGACGCACCUCAAGGACGCCAACAUGAUGUGGGACUUCAUCUCGUUGCGGCCGGAGACCACGCACCAAGUGUCGUUCUUGUUCUCGGACCGCGGCAUCCCUGACGGCCAUCGCCACAUGAACGGCUACGGCAGCCACACGUUUGAAAACGUGAACAAGGACGGCGUUGUUAGCUACGUGAAGUACCACUUCAAGACGGACCAAGGCAUCCGCAACCUACCGGUGGACGUAGCGGACAAGCUGGCGGGAACCAACCCCGACUACGCCAUCCAAGACCUGUACGAAGCCAUCGGCCGCAAGGAGUACCCUACGUGGACCUUGUACGUGCAGGUCUUGACGGUGGCCCAAGCCACUGCGCACCUCGAAGCGGGAUUCAACCCGUUCGACGUGACGAAAGUGUGGCCCCAUGACGCGUCUCCGUUGCGCGAGGUGGGCAAACUGGUGCUCAAUCGCAACCCGCCCAACUACUUCAGCGACGUCGAGCAGCUCGCGUUCUCCCCCGCCCACUUUGUUCCGGGCAUCCAGGCAUCCCCGGACAAGAUGCUCCAGGGGCGGCUGUUCUCGUACUCGGACACGCACCGCCACCGGUUGGGCCCCAACUACCAGCAGAUCCCGGUGAACCAAUCCGUGCAACGCCCGCCGCGAAACUACCAACGCGACGGGUUCAUGACUGUCAACGGCAACCAAGGCAGCGCCCCCAACUACUUCCCCAACAGCGACCCCACGUCGCCCCAGUACUUGGACACUCGUGACCCGGUGCCUCAAUCUGGUGCUGCGUUGUUGGCGGCUGUCGCUCGCUACAGCACGAAAGACGACGACAACUUUUCGCAAGCGGGGCAGUUCUAUCGACAGGUACGGAAUGAAGAUGGCGUUGUUGUUGCUUGAGGCGGAGUCUCAUGCUGCAUGUAGGUGUUGAAUGACGACGAGCGGGCUCGCUUGGUUGACAACAUCGCGGGGAGUUUGGUGCAUGCCAGCGACGCCGUUCAAGCCCGAACGGUGGCGAAUUUCACGGCCGCGGACAGCCAGUAUGGACAGCGUGUGGCUCAAAAAGUGGCCGAGUUGCGUGCGAAGGCCCAACCCGAAGGAGCCAAGCCUGCCGCAGCCAAGUUGAACCCCCCGCGGGCUGCCGGAUUCAAACCUGUAGACCCCACCGAGGAUGCGUUGCCACUCUUGUAAACAGUGGCAGCAGUGCAUACCAUGUGUCGCGUGCGUAGCUGGGCUCCUCUCGAUAAGACCUUUCACUUGUGUGUACUAUUAAUAGUAUAAUUUGUGGUGUACAGUAGUACUACAGUAUUAAUAGCACCAACUUUUCACAAA
Aphanomyces astaci is the source of this 1847-nucleotide messenger RNA. RefSeq lists its product as hypothetical. Gene Ontology annotation, biological process: response to hydrogen peroxide; hydrogen peroxide catabolic process. The record is from RefSeq and is a predicted model, not a curated record. The transcript has 2 exons. Bases 66 to 1415 code for a protein of 449 amino acids. NCBI's taxonomy places the organism in Eukaryota, Oomycota, Saprolegniomycetes, Saprolegniales, Verrucalvaceae. Gene Ontology annotation, cellular component: peroxisome; mitochondrion; cytoplasm. Gene Ontology annotation, molecular function: heme binding; catalase activity.